This is a messenger RNA of Pelobates cultripes (western spadefoot toad), 25576 nucleotides long. Lineage: Eukaryota; Metazoa; Chordata; Amphibia; Anura; Pelobatidae. The record is from the annotation of a GenBank genome assembly.
CCUUACUUAGCUGUAUCUGGUGUGCUGCACAGACACUAUACAGACAGCGGGCCUGUCUUGUCCUGUUCUCUCACAGACAGUGUAGUCACUCAGUAAAUGUCACCCAAACUCACAGAACUCUCCGCACUGACCGACCCAGCACGAUAUCUCACUGCGCACGCGCACUGCGUGCCAGAACCGUCAUCACCCACGUGAUGUACGUACAGCUCCUGUCGCUAUUGGUGCCCGCUGCAGUUCGAUGCAGUCUUGCUUUACGGCCAGAUUUACAUCCGGGGUCGAGCGGCCAAUAAGGGAGGACUGAGGACAAGCCGCUAAGGUGACAGUAAAAAUGGCGGCGCCCUGCACUGCCAUUGGCCGGGUCUGGUCUCGCAGACUAGGAUGGAUGUCAGUGACCGAGAGUGCCCGGAGCUCUCGGAGACCUCAGUCCUCCCCGGGAUCGGCUAGCAGGCUGGGCUGGAGAGCCUACACCGCACAGAGCUCCACCGGGGAGCCUGUUACCCACACCGGCCAGGUCAUGUUCUGCCCCCUCUCUGUACUCUGCUGUAAAUAGAUACAUUGUGUUUGUCUGAAGCCAGUCCAGCCUGUAUAGAAAUUACAGAAAUAAUAUUAAUCAGCUUAAUUAAUAUCUGGGGGAGUUAUUGAUCGUGUAGCAGUAAGUAGGGCAAAUUGGUUUGUUGGACAUACAAGAGGACAAUUAAUGUGUAACUUUAAGAAUUUAAAAAUCUGAUUAUCAGCAAUAUCCAGUUACAGUAUAUGAUCAUACAUUGCAUAAGCCUGCCACAACGCCAAUGUACCCCAUCUUUGGCAGGCCAUUUAGCAGACAGAGUAGGACCUGCCAAAGAUGGGGUACAUUGGCGUUGUGGCAGGCUUAUGCAAUGUAUGAUCAUAUACUGUAACUAAACCCCCAUUAUAUUUUUUUGCCUAGAUUAGGUGUUUUUAAUAAAACUGAAAAUUGUUCAGCAUUAAAAUGACUGUUUAGUAGAUAACUAUUUUGUUAUUUAGGCUCCUUGCAUUAGUAAGCAUACAUUUAAUAUAAUGCGUCACUUGUAUAUUUUGUGAAUUAUCAUCAUUACAUAGCUUCUCUGUUCUGAGCUUGCCCCUCCACCCCCCUUAUACUGUGCUAAAGCCCAUCUCCUUUCUGUCCUAUCUCCAUUUUGUAGAUUGCUAUGACCCUCCCCACCCAUUACUAGUUUAAAAUCUGCUACAACCUUCUAGCUAUCCUAUCCCCCAGCACUGCAGACCCUCUCCCGUUUAGGUGCAAUCCAUCACCACUAUAAAGGUUGUACCCAAUCGCAAAGUCGGCCCAGUGCUCUAAAAACCCCAAACCCUCCUUCCUGCACCAAGACUUAAGCCACGCAUUGACCUCUCUAAUCUCCCGCUGCCUUUCCACUGUAGCGCGGGGCACAGGUAAUAUCUAAGAGAAUACCACCUUGGAGGUCCUUUUCUUAAGUUUGCUACCUAAUUCCCUGAAAUCUUCCUCUUAAUUUGUCAUUAGUACCAACAUGGACCAUGACCGUUGGGUCAUCCCCAGCCCCUCCCAAUAAUCCAUCCACUCUGUCAGCAACAUGCCGGACCCGAGCACCCGAGACAUCAAACUGUCCGGUUGAGCCAAUCAGAGCGGCAGAUUGCCUUAUCUGUUCUCCUAAUGAUAGAGUCCCCUACCACCACAACCUGUCUUGCCUUCCUUACAUUUUGAUCCUCACCCGUACUAGGGGGGCUGUUAGAAGUAACAGCUUCCUCUAAUACAGCUACUCCUGAGCUGAUGCUCCCAACAUCUUCCCUCAAACAGGCAAAUCUGCUAGGUUGCGCCAAAUCAGGACUAACUAGCCCUUUCCUCUUCCCUCCCCCCCGCUUCCUUGGCCCACUGUCACCCAGCUACAUGCCUAUUCUCCAUCUGUCUUAUCUCCUCCCUCUCCACUACCUGUCCCCACUAAACUCUGCUCAGUGAGCAGCAGACUCCUCUCAAGAUCUCCAAUCUGAGCUUCCAGAGAAGCCACUCGCACACAACCAUCACAGAGGUAUGGACCCUGGACGGGUACAUCCAGGCAUCCAUACAUGCAACAAGAUGUGCAUGGAGUCAAACCAGCAAUCUUGCUAACACUCAUUUCCCCAGAAACAGAACAAUAGAACAAUUACCUUGUUAGUUUAAACCCCUUGUUAGUUUGAACUCCUGGUUUUCUAACUCCUACUUGAAAGAGUCUACUUAAUAGAGUCUGCUUUCAAGUAAUGUGAGCCAAAGGUUCUGCUAAAGAUGGUUGCAAUUUUGAGUGCAUGGUUCCUGAGAUUAAGAGAUGUCUCAGAGGCUCAGAAAUUAGUAAGGCUGCUUGAUUUGAAUGCUUCUUUCAGAGAGUCACAAAUCUGUAGUUGGGCCAAUUCCAUUUGGUAAAUCGGAUCAACAAUUUCAAUGUCAACAGAAAAUGGGUUCCGGCAAAAGCUGUAUGUCCUGUUCAUGGAGAUGAAGCUCUUUAAAUCUAAUUGGAAACUCCUUUUUUAUUUCUGGUACAUCCAUACAUGCUUUGUUUGGGAAUGCAACUGCUGGUUUUUCCACCAACAGGUUUUGAGUUGUGGGGAGAAGACAGAAGUUUUCCUCCUUCACUUAUUUAAUGGGGAGGUCUAAUUUUACUUGAAAUGCUUUUACAUGUGAAUACAUAUCACAGAUGAGCUUCCCCUUAAUGUGAAGUUGAACAUUAAAACUGUUGAGUAGCUCUGUUACAUCUGUCAGAAAGUCAAGGUGCCAUUUACAUUCUGCAUCCUUGAACUCUGGUACUUUUGUUUUUUGAAAGCAGAAAGCUGUGGAAGUAAGUCAUAAAAACGUUUCAAAACUCUCCCUCGACUCAGCCAACGGACUUCUGUGUGGUACAGAAUAUCUUCAUAGGCAACAUUUAGCUCAGACAGAAAUUCCUGAAACUGUCUGUGGUUUAGUGCAUGAGCUCUAAUGACGUUAACAGACGCGCUAUGAGCUUGGCAACUUGAAAACUUGCUCGCAAUGAUAUAUUUAGCUGCUUUUGCUUCACAAAAGUAUUUUGCUGUGUUGUCAAUCCAUUUUUUAGUUUUAAUAUUUUCUUUUCUCACUUGUCCGACCAAACAAUAAUUUAUCUUUAUGUUGAGUUUCGUAGUGUCGACGCAAAUUGUAUUCCUUGAACACAGACACUAAAUUCUGGCAUAUCAGACAAACCACUCUUUCUUUGUACUACGUGAAAAAGUAAUCGUAAGUCCACUGUUCUUUGAAUACCCUGCACUCAGAGUAAAUUUUUCUUUUGUUUUGACAUAAUGAUUUCCUAGGGAUUGAAAAUUGCUAUUGGUAAAAUUACAGAGCUACAAAAAUAAUAUACCAGCAAUAAUGACUAAACUAUAAAAUAAAAAAUAUCAGCGCUCAGCAGUAACGCACAAGCUCACUCACUAGCAGGCGCGCACACACACACACACACAAGUUCACUCACUAGAAGGCACGCACACACACACAAGUUCACUCACUAGCAGGCGCGUGCGCACACACACACACACACACACACAAGCUCUCUCACUAGCCGGCACUUAUCACAGGUGUAGGUGAGAGGUGGCCCAAGUAUGCUAAUACUAUUAAAUUGACCAUAGCAAUUUCAGUUUAGAGCCGAGAAGACUGAGUUGAUCACCAUCCCCAUGGGAACUGGCAGUAUUUUGACGCAUCUGGCGAAACCUUGAAUCUAAAAGGGAGGGCUGUGUAUUAAAUAUGUGAUGUGCAGGGAAGGGGGCGUUCAUUUAUAUGGCUUGUGGUUUCUGGAAGACCUACUCAGACACAAUAUAUAUUUAAUAUAGAUUUGAAUAUCUUUAUACAUAACUUAAAAACAAAUCGACAAGCAUUUUAUCAAUAUCAACGAUCAUGAGGAUACAGAUUGCCAUUAUAACCCACAGUUGAAAUAUUGUCUGUUCUAUCUCCAUGGUGCUCACUCCAGUACAAGUAUAUAAAUAUGUGGUGGACCUACAUUCAAACAAACAUAAAUAUAUAUGUUUAACUAGUUCCAUAACUAGGAUAUGUGUUUUGGAUAGUAUCAUAAACAGUCCAUCAUUCACACAAACAUACAUAUGUGCAGAGACUCGUAUACAGUAGUAUAUAGUUGGAAGUGCUGGGUAGAAGAUUUCUAGUGAUGCCAUGCUCGGAUGGAAGAGACUCUACCAGGCUCUGCUGUGUUUAGGCAACAAGCCAGGAGCCUGUGACACUGUGAGACUUCUAGUGUCGUGAUGUAGUGUAGAAGUGUAAGGCAACAAUGAAGCUGUCAUUGACACCGUGGAUUUGUUGCACGUAAUUGAAAGAAGUAGAGUAUCUUAAGGUACUUUGGACACUUAUAAAUACAAUAGUGAAGAGUACUCAGAGACUUAAGUAUGAUCAUACGUUUGUUGGAGAGCAUUGGUUUUAUUUCUUACCUGUGACCUCUAGUUUAACAAUACCCAAGUUUUAAACUGAUAAAGUACCUCUGCUAUGUCAAAAAGAACUCAUUGUCACUUUUUAGUGAACAUGUAAAAAAAAAUGUAAGCACCAUAAACUAGUGGCUAUGGUGCCGUGAAUGCUCUGGCACCUUCCUAGGGAAAAUAGUGAAAUGACUUACAAAUGGAUUGACAGCAUUUUUGGGGCCUACGGAUUGCCUACUCCUCCUGUGGCGCAGGGAAUUGCUUAUUUGUCGACUGCUCAAAUUACCUAAUUUGCACUGCAGGGUUUAGCUCCAUAAGCUAAUGGAAGUUCCUGGAAGGAGCUUCUGGAUCCAAAAGAGGCUGUGACAGGCAACUUUAAACCCAAUUGACUAGUUUCCUUGGGAGAGUGGCAGUUGUUGUGGUGCAUUGUGUGUUCCUUUAAUCUAAAACUCAUGCUAGCAACAGUACUAGUAUGUGUGUGUAUGUGUGUGUGUGUGUGUAUAUGUGUGUGUGUGUGUGUAUAUGUAUAUGUAUGUGUAUAUAUAUAUAUAUAUAUAUAUAUAUAUAUAUAUAUAUAUAUAUAUAUAUAUAUAUAUAUAUAUAUAUAAAUUUUAUAUAUAUAAAAAACAUUUUUAUUUUGUGGCUAUAUUACUGUUGCACUCUAUUAAAUAUUAAAAUUAUUUCAGGUUUUUGAUGAGCACGACUACAGAAAAGUACGAUUUGUUGGGCGUCAAAAAGAGGUAAGCACAGAUAUUUUAUGGUGAUUCUUCUCAAUGAAAUUUUUUUUUUUUUUUUUAUAUAUAUAUAUAUCUCUUCAGUUUUCCACUGAAUAGCCUCUUCUUACAUCAUAACAUACUGUGAUAUCAUGGUGGUUUUCACUUGCAGUACAUUUAAUCAUUUAAUCUGCAUACUAUGUGCACUUACAUAAAAAUAUAAACCCACUGAUUUAUAUCAAGGUGAAUUCUUGAACACAUUCUUGUCCUCUGUGUGGCUAUAUGUCUGAAUCUGUCAGGGUUAUUCACUAAACUUUUGCAUUCAUGUGGCUCUGUCAUCUCCACUUAACUUUCUCCUAUACACCAAAUUCCACAUUUCCACAAAUUUAAAUCUGAAUGGAAAAGCAGAGGCAAAGGUUAUGACUACAGCUAACUUUGAGAUUUUUUUUUUUUUUUUUUCAGAUCUGCUUUUUUGUUUCUUUGUUUCAGUUUUUGUAUUUGAAUUUACGGUAAUUUGCAAAAAGUUUGUUUAGUGAAUAACCCGGUCAAUGCUCAAAUUUGUAGACAGGUGCCUCUUUCUGAAAUGAUUUUGUUUGUCAGGACAAGUAGGUUGUCAUGAUAGAUAAGUAGAUUGAGCUAUCACUUUAGUCCUUUGGAAAAGUAUAUAUUUUUUUUUUAAUUUUUUUUUUGAAUUUAAAAAAAAACAAAACAUUUUUUCAUUGUUUAUUUAAAGUUGUAUAUAUGUAUAGUCCUCAUCCAUCGUUAGACUUGUCUACCAAAAUUUUAGAUACAGAUAAAACAUACAGUGUGACAGCCAUUACCUUAAUAUAGUACAGUUAAAGGGAUUCUAUAGUGUUAGGAAUACAACCUUGUAUUCCUAACACUACAGUGCCCUCUAGUCGUCCCCUCCCCCCCCCCAGGCAUUUAAGGGUAAAAACCCUUUAUCACUUCGCCAAUCUCACCCCCACUGGAUGACACCCUGACUGGAUGCCUCCUAGUAUCCCCGAGUACUUCCAAGCACUCCACCAGACACCAUAGCCACCGCAGACCCUUAGCCGCCGAAGCUUCACUGGGGUCUCGCCGUUCUCCACCCACCCAGGACCCAAGUCAGGGAUCCAGCUUCCAGUGGGUAGACCUCUCCUCCUCCAGAGAGUAUAGCAGGAUAGCCAUUACAAGAGCUAGUGAUGAAGCUGUUCCCUUCAAGCACGAGACAAAGUUCUGUGUUGAGGGUGAAGUAGAACUGUUUAAUGGCAGCCACAACUGGCCUUAUAUGCAAGUCCCCAUGCAAGUGGUUUUCCGUAACACAUCCAGGGGCAUUCCCCAUUGGAUCUGAGAGGGGACUGUGACAAAGUACACACUGUAAUUACAUUGGCUCUCAGGUCCAGGACACUCCCACACAAAACAGGAUAAUCCCUCCCCUGUCCCUGAGAGAUAAUUGAGUCAGGAACUGUACUAAACUCAAUUAUCUCCAGGCACAGAAAACCUAUAUUUAACAAUAACCCGAAAAUACUCCCAAAACACAUGGAAACCCCACAAACGUCCCCUGAUAGCCCCGAUCUGAGGAACCAACAUAUCUAAAAAUCACCCAGAUCGGUUCAGGGGUUUGGGAUUUCCAUGGAAGUCAUAAUUUGACCGACUGCACACGAGGCUCCUGCCCAACAUAGUUCCAGAGAAUCAGUGCUUCCGGAUACCGAACAUAGUCUUACCCUGGUGCUUGUUCCCCUCAUCCAGACUAUCGAUUCCACCGAACCGUGACCUUCUAAGUUGUGUAGAACUGAACACAGGCGAUGUUGAAAGUCUGCAGCUGAAAACAAGUUACUCGGGUUGUGUUCUUCAAAUUUUUUAUCUAAUUUGACUGGAGGCAGUACAAGUAUAUAAAGUGUGUCAGUAGUCCCCAAAAAAGCAUUCCUUCUUUACCAUUUACAAAGUCUAGACUAGUGUUUGAACAGUGAUACCUGAUAUCUGCACAGAGUUAUAAGCACAUAGGGGAAAGGGGAUCUUUGCAGCGAGAUUUCAGUUUCUAGGCAGACAGGAUGCCACAGUGGUCCUCCUCAUACUGCUUGUAAUCUUUGGUGCAUAUUUUUCAGCAGGUUCAGGCAAUUUAUUCGCACACAGUGGUGUUUUUCUCAAGGCUUAAGGCAGAUUAACUGCUUGAGUCUGUGCUAUUUAGGAGUCAGAUCUUUGUUCAUGCAACUGUAGUCCCACCUUCCCUGCAUGUUAUCUACACAGACUCCCUACACAUUUCCUGUAAAAAGCGAUCUAAUGUUUAAACUUCCUUUAUUGUACAUUCUCCUUAAAUUAGAAUGUCUUAUAUCCUGCUCUGUCAAUAGGCUGAUAGAGCCUACAAAACUGUGAUUAAAGUUUAAUUAAAAGAGCAGAAGAUUAAAAACUUCUAAAGUAAAUUCACUGUGCUGUGAGAUCUAAAAAUGUAAACACAUUUUUAAUGGGGUCUGUGCGAGUAACAGCUGGGGUGGGGGGGGGGGGGGGGGUUGCUAGGGCUGUGUAAAUAGAAUAAAAAGAGAAUUAACUUGUUGGUGGCAGAGUAUGAUUUAUACAUUAACCCUGUUCCAUGAAGCUUAAUUUGUUUUGGUGCUUAGAGUAUCCUUUUGAGACAUUGUUUGUGUUUAAAUUGACCUAUACCUGUUUUAUGGCCGAAUAGACUGCACAAAAUAUUUACAGGGUUGUUCACUAAAGUGAGAAUUCAAAAUUAAUUCCAAAUUUAAAAGAACACAAACAUGUAUUCCUGACACUAUAGCUCAAAGAGCAUCGUUAAGGUACCCAGCCACCUUAAAAAGGUUUUUACUUCACUUUUUUCCAGCACUGCGCAGGUCUCGUCUUGGCGCAGUGCUGGGAAAAAAGUGAAGUUAAAUACUUUGUCCAGCUCACACUCUGCCUCCUUGGCUGAGAUCAUGAGACUUGAUGAUCUCAGACAAUCCAGUGCAUGUAAAUUACCCUAAAAGUACAUUGUCAGAUGUUGAUCCCAGAGGAUGUUAUAACCUCAUCUUUUAUGCCAUAAGAGCCAGGCAUAUCACAUGAAGUUACUAGCCUGAUAUGCUUGAUCUUUGCUUGGAGAAAUUACUUUUGAGUUCAUUUAGGGCAUAAAAAAUCCCCAGCUGCAGGUUUGAAAUGAGACACAGAACUGCUGAAUUUCAUCUGCUGUCCAUAAGCUGCCAGGGAUCAGGCUGUUACUGCAUGAUACCCUCUGCAUUGAAACAGAGGAUUGCCUUGCACUUCUGCAUAACAUAUUGGCUUGGUCAGUUGGAAGAAUGAGAUGAUGUAACAUUUUUCCAAGUCGGACAUAAAGUUAUCUAUUUUGCCUAAGCAAUUUCCAGCUAGACACAAGUACAGUACAGGCAUAGAUAGGGUAAAGUGUGUGUGUGUGUUUUGUGUUUGUACGAGUCAGUCGUUAGUUAAGUAUGAUUGUUGCUAUUUUGGUGUAAGGAACUAGUGUUGUAUGUCUUAUUCCAUACAUGUGAAUGUGGUUAGCUAGGUAUCAUAGAGAAUGAGUAAGGGUGUAGCUAAUAAAUUGUUUAUGCCUGUUAUGAUAUAUAAACCAAAUACAUACAUAAGGUGGAGCUUCUAACAUGGGUUUUGUUUCAGUAUAAAUCUGUUAAUAAUAAAAAUACAAAACAAUGGUGCAAAAUUGUUGAAACAGGUUAAAUCUGAUAUAUAAACAUAAGGAGUGUCACUCACAAGUCGAGAGCCAUAGCUCUCAUAUGACUCAAAUGGUAAACGCCUGUGGACACUUGUAGGAUGUCCAAUUCCUUCUUCAAGCUGACUCCUUGGAGUUCACACUGUUUGACCCUCAGGAUAGUUGGUGUCUCCCCAAGCUCCACGGUCCCAGCGGUAUAUACACAGGAUACACAGAGUGGGUCUUCAGAAAUUAUGCUUUAUUUAUAAUAAAGUAUUAUUAUAAAUAAUAAUAAAUAUAAUAUAAAUUAUAUUAUUAAGAACAAAUGAAAAUGCCAUAUUGAAUGUCUCUGGGUGACUCAAUAGUCCAGUAUAAUGUCCAAAACGCGUUUUGCCCUUCAAACGGGCUUCCUCAGUUUGCUGUAUUCUGUUUCCUUGUCUCUCUUCUUUUUAAAUAUCCCGCUUGCUUCCUCUGGUUUCGGAUUGUUGGAAUGCAACAUGCCUUCCAGCGUCUUGCGUCAUUAUGCUACUAUUUCCGGUUCACCCUUUUCCUCCAAAGUUGAACCGCACAUGCACUCCGACUUGUUCAUUUGCGAAAAAAGUUAUUUAACAAAGUACAUAUGAUGUCUGGAACGCUUAUGCGUUCCAGUAUAUAACCUCAAUGUCCAUAAAACAUUGUUGUUCCCGGGAGGUGGACAUUGUCCUUUGUUAUUAUAUAGAGUAUAUUAUAUGGGACACAUAAUCUAAAACAUUUGUAUGUAAUUAAAUUUCCUUUAUUAAGGCCUUCUUAUUAAAGGUAGAGGUGUUUCUAUGUACAUAUUGCCAAAAGGAAAAAAAACAAAAACGUAAUUAGGUUAAAAACAAUGAAAUGUUCUAUAAAUCUCUUUGUAUAUUAAUAAAAAGAUAUACAUCUGAAGCAUAUGAAUAAUGAUAGGGGCCGAAACCGGAAGAAAACGCCAAGCAGGAUACAGUCAUCUGAUGAAGCCCGUUUGAAGGGCGAAACGCGUUUUUGGACAUUAUACUGGACUACUGAGUCACCCAGAGACAUCCAAUCUGGCAUAGUCUUAUUUUGUGUAUUUUAAUUUUAUUAUAAAUAAAGCAUCAUUUCUGAAGAUCCACUCUUGGUAUCCUGUGUAUAUACCCCUGGGGAGAUACCAACUAUCCUGAGGGUCAAAAAGUGUGAACUCCAGGGAGACAGCUUGAAGAAGGAAUUGGACAUCCUAUAAGUGUCCACAGGCGUCUACCAUUUGAGUCAUAUGAGAUCUAUGGCUCUCGACUUGUGAGUGACACUCCUUAUGUAUGUGUGUGUGUGUGUGUGUAUAUAUAUAUAUAUAUAUAUCUCAGAUUUAACCUGUUUUAACAAUAUUGCACCAUUGUUUUGUAUUUUUAUUAUUCACAGAUUUAUACUGAAACAAACAAAACCCAUUUUAGAAGCUCCACCUUAUGUAUGUAUGUAUGUAUAUGGUUUAUAUUUUGUAGAAGUGAUUUAGGGAAUACCACUAAAGGUGUUUUGAGCUUUUACCACUAUUUUCUCCAUAUUGUGGACUUAUCUGUUGAUUUAGUUUACCUGUUCUGAUAUAUAGGGUUUUUUUGUUUUUUUUUAUACAAAGGAACGGAAAUAGAAUUCUUAUCUACAUCCAACAAGCAAUUAUGCUCUGUCACAACAGUAAUAGUGCAUGUGCUGUUAAAGAGCAGAAAAAACUGCCUAUAGAAUCGUUCUUCUGCUUUCUACUGUGACUCACAUAUUCUUGUGUUGAGCACAUCUUGCUUGAGUAUAGAAAUGGAGUAACAGGUGUUGGCAAUUCUCUCAUGUCCAUACUCUGCCAAAGAAGUCAGUGUUUUUGGGCAUUAAAAAGUAGCACUUCUUGGGGAAAUGGUCACAUUUAGGAACAAUUGUGUAGGUAUUCGACAAUUCAGCCGAAUUUAAAGAGGUACUAUAGUGCUAGGAAUACAAAGCUGUAUUCCUGGUGCUAUCACGCCUACUUCUCCCCCCACCGGUAAAUAAAGGGUUAAAAACGCUUUUAGCUACUUACCGAAUUCCAGCCAUGAUGACCCUCGGGGCUGGGUCGAAGCUCAUUCUCCAUCCUGCGAUGAGGGUACGCUAAUGCGCAUGAUCGGUAGACCUCCACAAAGGGAAGCAUUGAAUAAAUGCUUUCCUAUGGGGGGGGAAAAAUCUUAAGAUGGAUGUCCUCAUGCAAAGCGUGAGGACAUCCAGAGUCCGAUACCAGACCAAAUGUCCGUUUCAAACCAGGAAGCCCUCUAGUUGCCGUCUGGUAGACAGCCAUUAGAGGUUUCUCUAGAACUGCAAUGUUUCACUUUGCGGCACAAAGGGCUAUAGGAACACUGUACCCAGACCACUUCAAUGAGCUGAAGUGGUCCGGGUGCCUACCUUGUCCCUUUAAAGGACCACUAUAGUGCCAGGAAAACAUACUCGCCGGGCUCUAGGGGGUGGAAGGGAUUAAAUUUACCUCUUUCUCCAUUGCCGGACAGGGAACUCUCCUCCUCCAUAUCGCCAUCAUCGGCUAAACGCGCAUGCGCGGCAGGAGCCGUGUGCGCAUUCAGCCAGUCCAUAGGAAAGCAGUCUCAAUGCUUUCCUAUGGACACUGGUGUCUUCUCACUGUGAAAAUCACAGUGAGAAGCGCGGAAGCGCCUCUAGUGGCUGUCAAUGAGAGAUUGAGACUGGAUUAACUCUAUUAUAAACCUAGCAGUUUCUCUGAAACUGCUAUGUUUAUAGAAGAAAGGGUUAAUCCUAGCUGGACCUGGCACCCAGACCACUUCAUUAAGCUGAAGUGGUCUGGGUGCCUAUAGUGGUCCUUUAAGCUGUUCUGGGGUUUGUCUGAAUUCUGUAUCACUGUACCGCCAUGCGGACAUAUAACCAAGCAAUUGACUAGUGUGAUGGACGAGCAUGUUAGUUUGCAUCGGGAUUUGGAAUUCUGCUUGUGACACCAAAUAAAUUAGAUGAUUGGCUACAAGAUAACUACUUAAAUGUCAAUUAACGGGUCUAGGUACAGUGGUUCUUUAGCUUUAACCCUGCAAUGUAAAACAUUAUUUAUUUAUUUAUUUAUUUAUUUAUUUUUAUUUUAUUUAUUUUUUAGAAACUGUAAUUGUUGCAUUGCAGGGUUAAAUCCACCUCUAGUGGCUAUCUUUCUGACAACCACUAGAGGCACUUCUGCUAUACUGACAGUGAAACUCAGUCACGUGAUGCUGAAACUCAUAGGAAAAGAAGUCGAGCAAUCCUUUCCUUUGUGACAAAUUUGGAUUUGCUGCAUAGGCACAUUAGUUCCCAAUGCUCCUCUAUGAGAAGCAUUGAAUUGGAAGUCGACUUGAGAGACAGAUAAAGCCGUAGGAGGAGUGGCUAGCAGCACUGCAGUCUUGGUGCUCCAGUAAAAGUAAGAAAACUGGAUAUGAGAGGGGACCUAAAACAAACCUGAUAAUGGUAAUUAAGCUGCUUGUGUGUGGCUAUUUUAUAUUGAAUUGGCACACUGUAUUCUUAUUGUACCAUGUUUCAGACUAAAGUUUAACUGUGUUCUCUCUAGCUUUUAUCCAAAAUAAACAAUAAAUAAUAUAAUGCCUCUUUGUCAACCUGUCACAUUUUGUUUCCUUCUAAAAUAUUUGGAAUUGAUUCAACUCCCCAAAAAGUGAAGAGAAAGCACUAGCUGAUCUUGAAUCUGUCCUAUGCAAGAUAAAGAAGAUGCACAAUACAGAGCUGUGCCUUGAUAUUUGUUAACCACUUUGUACAUUUCUCUGGGCACAGUAAAUGUUUUAUUUUCCAUUGCUACUCAUUUAUCUGCAGGAAAGGGUGCGUGUGUAUUUCUGCAGUAGGAUUGAUUUUCAGAGACCAAGCAUUAAUAAUAAGGUCAUCCAUGCCUUGAGAGCCUGUGCAUUAAGUGACAGUAGUAUGGCCCUUUUGUCAUUCAGAAGUGUCAAGGCAUCGCAUGGUCGUCCCACAAAGUAGGUAGACGGGGUCUUUCAGCUGACACAGUCGGUGCCUUGAUGUCUGCCAGAAUAACCUGGAAGGUAUUUGUGUUGUCAGUCACAGAGACAUCACAUUACUUUAAACUGUAACACAGCCUAUGUGAGGUUAGCCGUCUUAUCCAUCAGCGCGAGCAGAUGGAAACAGUACAUCAUUUUAAUGCACCUAUUAAGGAUACCCCCGUAAGGAGAGAGAGACAGCCUUUUGCUCAGUAAAUUGAAGAUGCUCACAGUUACAGUCAUGUUUGUAACAGAGAGGCUUCUUUUUGUUUUAAAGGACUUCUUUUGUGUUUACUUCAGUGGGGUUUUUAAUGUUUGUUGUAAAAGGGACCUGACAGACUAGUGCUGACACCCUCAACCUCUAAGUGUUUAGUGUACUGUAUAGAUUAGUGAGGGGUUCUUAAGUUAAAUUUGAGUCCUCAUGCUAUUUAUUGUGACUGCAAAGGUUGAAACAGGCACCAGAUUCUGAUCGGGUUUUAAGCGAAUGCCGGCAACAAAUUGUUUCUGCCUUCCCCAGUACAAUAGAGACCCAGCAGACACUAUAUUGUUUUGCUAAAUUAAUUUUACUGUGUAAUGUAUAAUAAAUGUAUUCUUCGACUUCGAGCUUUUUGUGUAAUUGAAGAAUGAGACACAAAUUUAAUACAUAAUGUGACGAAAGUAACCUCGUCACUGGUUGUUGGAGGAGCCUGUUGGCCAGCCUCUUACCCUGUGACUAUGGCCCUGCAAUAGACCUGGCUAAAAUACUUUAAAAGGCUCUGUUCAUGUGAAGUAUAUACUUGUACUCCAGGCAGAGAGACCGACCACUGGCACGAAUUCUCUGGAACUGUUUUGGGCAUGGGACCAUGUGCACGGUCGGUCAAAAAUAAGACUUCCAGGAAAUUUCUGAACCCCUGAACUGAUCUGGGUGAUUUUUGGAUAUGUUGGUCACCCAGAUCAGGGCUGUCGGGGGAUGUAACAUUUGCGGGGAUAUUAUGUGGUUUGGGACUCUUUAGAAAUGUUUUUUUUUUUUUUUGUGUGUGUGUUUGGAGAAAAUUGAGUUUAGUAUAGUGCUUGACUCCACUAUUUCUUAAGUAAAGGGGAAGGCUUUUUGUAUUGUAUGUGGGAGAGUUGUACAUUUUAAUUACUGUUCUGAUUGGUUUGUAAGCUUUGUGUCCCUGUCCAUGUGGGCGUACACCUUGCAUAAAAGGCCAGCUGGGGACUUGCAUAAAAGGCCAGCUGUUGCUUCCAUUAAACAGAAUGCUUUACCCCUUCAUGAAGUCUUGUCUCAUGUUUGGGGUAUUGGAGAACUACAUACACUCUGGGGAUUGCUAUAUCACAAUACUCCCUUGAGUAUAAUCACUAGCUCUUCUUCUAAGAGCUGUUCCUGCUGCGCUCUCUGGACUAGGAGAGGUCUACCCACUGGAAUCUGGAUCCUGGUCUUGGGUCCAGGGUGGGUGGAGCACGGCGAGACCUCAACCAAGCUGCGGCUGUUUGUGGUGAUCUACGGUGGUUAUGGUGUUCCAGUACAGUGCUUAUGGUGCUCGCAAGUACUAGGAAGCAGCGAUUGACGGAGGUACCCGGUCGGGGUACCAGGCAGUCCGGCACACAUACAAAUACAUGUAUUAAGCUGAAAAAAUACAAAGGUUACGGAAUCAGGUUGUACCCAACCCGUAGUCCAAAAUUGGGUUGAUGAGGUAAUACGGGCAUAACCCAAUAUGAAAUAAAACUGGUAAGAGAAGAAACCUAACUACAAGAGAUCGGAACCAACCCCACUGAAAUUACCUCACAUUUAAAUCAUUCUAAAGUAAUAGCCAAAAAUAAUAAAUUAAUAAUAAAUACAACUUUAUUAAAGGUAUAUGAGAACAAAAACAAACUAAACCCUUAAAAUGUAAGAAGAGCAGGGAAAAUGUUAGUAGAUAGGUAGUUUGUAUAAAGGCUAAAAAAAAAAUCCCUUAAGGCACUCCACCAAGUUAGCCAAAUCUCUAUCCCUGUGAUGUAACACUGUUUCUUUAAGAGUAUACGUGGUAUAGAUGAGAGAUGAUGUAUCAAGGGAUGCCCAGCUAUAUGCAGUCUGAGUGAGUGUCAUGAACACCUUUCAGAUUCACCUAAGAAAGAAUUACUUAUCACUUGUCAGGAGUGGAAACCGUAUAGGGUGUAUAAUAUAAUAAUAGGGGGGCUAAUUCACUGGUUAUGAAUCUAGAAAUGUGGGUAAUUGUGCACAAACUCGUGUAAUUAUGCACGAACUCGUCUGCUAAAUUGUAAACUGUCUGCUGCUUAAAGGAAGCCCUCUUAGUGUGACCUAAUAGUAAUUGUCUGCAUGGAAGAUGUACCGUAUAUUAGAGUGAAAAUAAAAAAAAAUGAAAACAGCCAUUCCGAAAUCCAAUAUCAAGUAGACUGUUUAGCAGGUUUAACAUACUACCUAUCUACUAACAUAUUUUCUACACUCUUUCCAUCACACCUUCUUUCACUCUCUUCUCACAUUUUAAAGGGAUUCUCCAAUGCCAGGAAAACAAAGCUGUUUUUCCUGGCAUUGUAGAAUCCUGGAGUGCCCUCCUGCCCUCCAUCCCAUGUCGCUGAAGGGGUUAAAACCCCUUCAGCCACUUAAUUGAAUCCAGCACGAUGUCCCUCUGCGCUGGGUCAGGCUCCCGGAAGCUCCCCAUGUUUUACAUUGCUGCACUAAGUGAAAAAGGGUCACAGCACCCAGAAUACUUCAAUUAGCUGGAGUGGUCUGGGUGCCUACAGUGUCCCUUUAAGGAUUUAGUUUGUUUUGGUUCUCAUAUACCUUUUAAUAAAGUUGUAUUUAUUAUUAGUUUAUUUUUGGCUAUUACCUUAGAAUGAUUUAAAUGUGAGGUAAUUUCAGUGGGGUUGGUUCUGAUCUCUUGUAGUUGGGUUACUUCUCUUACAAGUUUUAUUUCACAUGCAUUAAGCUAUUCGUCACUUUCAAUGUGUGUGUGUAUGUGUGUAUGUAUGUAUAUAUAUGUGUGUGUAUAUGUGUGUAUAUAUAUAUGUGUGUGUGUGUAUAUAAAUAAAAGGGAAAAAAUGCUCCUUUACUUUCCAACAAAGUUUACCAUUACUGUCAGCUGACCAGUUACUGUGACAUUAGAGCAACUUUCACACUCUUAAUUUUUUGGUCAAUGUUUAAUAAGGAGGAGAACAAAAAAGCAAACAAACUCUGAAUUCUUCCCCCCCCCCCCCACCACCCCGCUUUCUUUCUAAAAUUACUCAGUUAACAAUAUUACACUAUUACAUAAUAUUAGAGGUUUUUUUUUUAAAAUAUUUCUUUUUCUUAAAUUGGUUGGUUGCAGUCUUUUCUCAAGGGUGAAAACGGGAAAGAAAAUGUGAAAAAAAGAAUAGAGUGGCAGAGAUUAUUUUGACACACUAUACAAAAGGCACUAAAAUAAAAAGGGCACAUGCACAGAUGCUGCUGAAUACUUAAAAAAACAAACAAAAAAAACACGUUUUCUUUUCCUCUACCGUAGUGAAUUCAUAACACUAUAGUGUCCUCUGGUUCCUCUUCCCCAUACCCCCUGGCAUGUAAAGUUUAAAAAAAAAAAAAAAAAAUUACUUUUUUUUUAAACCAAUGUGUCUCGGCACUGGGUCGGCGCUCCGCUCCUAUGGGUAUUUCACUAACACUGGACAUCCUCAUGCAGAGUGUGAGGACAUCCAGCCACUAGAGACAGUCUUAGUCCUGCAAGGUAAUCAUUGCAGUUUCUCUAAAACUGCAAUUAUUUACAUUGCAGGACUAAGUGGGAUAGGGACCCUGCACCCAGACUGCUUCAAUGAGAUGAAGUGGUCUGGGUGACUAUAGUGUCCCUUUAAGUUUUUCAGACUUCACAAACAUGUUUGCUGAAAGGAACACUCUAGCAUUAGGAAUAAAAACCCAUUCCUAAUGCAAUUAUUAUUUUCACACAUGGUUUCUUAUUUUGGCUUUAUUUUUGUUAAAUAAAUCAUGACACAGUGUAAUAUAUUGUUGUUCAUCUGAGGUUUUAUUUACCUAAUUUACGUGUGUAUGUAUAAUAUUUUUAUUUUAUUGUGGAGUAUUUGCUACUAUGCCUGUCAUCACUAUAAAAAUUUUAAUUUGUUUAAUAAAUUUCUUUCAGGUCAACGAGAAGUUUGCUAUUAAUUUGAUAGCGGAACAACCAGUGAAUGAAGCUGACGAUAGAAUAGUAUCUUGUGAUGGAGGAGGUGGCGCUUUGGGACAUCCUAGGGUUUAUAUUAACUUGGCAAGUAUAUAAAAUAAUUUCACCAUUUGGUCUCUGGUUAAGAAUGUAAUGCUACAAUUCAAAAUGUUACAGAAAGUGAACUAAUCAAAUGUUUAGUUCUCUACAUGGAAUGUUGUAUAUAAUACAUAUAGUCACAAUGGGGAGUUCAAUUAUACUUUUGUCAUGGGUAUAUUGAAGGGAUAAUCCUGGGUGUAAGUUUAUCAGAAGGGUUGCCCUGACACAAAUGUAAAACUUAACAUUUAAUCACUCUAUUAAAAGACAUAUUUUUGAAAAAGGAACAAAACGAAAAAGUAAAAAAAAAAAAAAAAAGUUAUGUCAAUCCAGCCAAACUGGGGAAAUUCUCCAAGUCAGUUGUGCUUUCAGAUUGGCUACUGUGGCCUUAAAUUUGAAACCCACCCCAAAUUCACUCUAGAUUUAAAAAAAAAUAAAAAUGUAUUUUUACACAAAUUAAUACAGUCAACAAAACAAAGUGGGGGAAAAAAAUAGUGAAUAAAAGAAAGUAUGUACAGAUUGUUAACUGCCAGGAAGAGCUGCAUAUAUAGUCUCAAUGUACUGCACUGUGCCUUCGAGGGCACCUAAUGUCAAUAGGUACUAUAUUCAGACAAAAAUGCACACCUCACCACAGUCUGAUCUGUUAUACCAGUUCCACUUCAGGAGAAACAGAGUGGCCUGACUCAGAAAGUAAGUCCUCCUCUCAGAAAAAGAAUACUCAAUCACAGUAUAGACCAUCAUCAUAGAGAACACUGACUAGUAGAAGUAUUUAAAAAAAAAAAACAGACAAAACCGUAUCCUUUCUUGACACCCCAGUACAAACCGCUAUAGACAAUUCUGCUCUUCCAACUACCUCUUCAACUUUUUUAGAACAGGGUUUUUAAUGCCAACAGCAAGCACGAUUGAGAGAUCAAGGAAAAUGGGCUUUAAACCAAACUAAAGAAUGCAGAGAUACUAAUUCCUAAUAAAGUGGUGAAUUUGUCAAAAUUUAAAUAACUAGCUAGACGUGUAUAUAUUACUACUUAAUAAAAGCCUAUCAUUUGUACCAACACCAACUUUGGAUAGGUUUGAGGUGGUCCAAAGAUAUUCAUCUAUUUAGAAGAAAACUAGCUCUAAAAGUUAUUCAUAAAAAAAAAAACAGGACCUUAAAAAAGCCAAUGAUCUCAGUCUAUCUGUUGAAGAUUAUACACAUGGAAAAAACCUAAUAGCCCUUCUGGAUGAACAUGAUACCUCUAAACCACUGACUGAUUUUUAGACCAAAAAGCUGGUAUACUCCAAACUUUCAAGAGGUUACACAUGUGGACCUGUUCAUCCAAUUCAACACAGAUGGAAAAUAAUUAACCAACAUGCAAUACCAUCAAGAACAUAAUCUUACUAUAUGAGUGAGAUUAGCCUUACAUGAACUCGCACAACUACAAGACAUCAUAAUUAAUCCCACCAACGAGGGCCGUAAUAUAGUCCUUCUACAACGAGAAAAAUACAUCAACAUGUGUAUGGAACAUUUGAAAGAUUCAAACUGUUACCAACUUUUGAACUCCGACCCAACCACCACCUUCCUGCAAGAACUAAAGGAAUUACUUACCAAGGCCCAUAAUAGCAUCAUCCUCUCUCAACAAGAGUACAAGUUCCUGUUACCAAAUCACAAUCCAACUACAGAUGCUCCUCACUUAGCGUCCGGGUUCCGUUCUUACGACCCAGUCGUAAAGGGAAUUGGUCAAUAAGUGAGGCGCAUGUGCACCAGUACAGGUCUAUGCUCAGGAAUAUUUUCCUGAACAUAGAUUAGAGGGAUUCACUGCUCUGGUGCGCCUGUCUAUGUUUGGGGUAAUUUCCCCGAACAUAGAUCAGCUCUCUAAUGUGGGGAAGCCCUCGAAUCCUCACGCUAGAGAGCUGGUCGCAAAGUGUAUAGCAACUUUUUACUGUCUUCCUAAGAUCCCCAAAGACCUCACAGAUCCCUCAGGAAGACCCAUAAUUUCUGGUAAAAAAUGUCUUGCUGAAAGACCAAGUAUAUUUGAUAGACAAGAUCUUACAUCGUAUAGUUAGACAGCUUCCAUCUUACCUCAAGGACAUUGCACUUGAAUAUUUACAAGUCCCUCCUUAUACAUUAUUAGGCAGCUGUGAUGUGGUAUCUCUUUAUAGCAAUAAACCACAUGACAAAAGUUAUUAAAGCAUGUAUAUUGUUCCUAAACCAAACUGAAUACAAUGAACACCAAAAGAGUUCAUCCUAACCCUACUUCAUUUUAUCUUCUCACACAAUUAUUUCAUUUUCAAUGGAAAAUUUUACUUACAAACAGGAAAUGCCAUGGGCAUGGUUUGCGUCCCUAGUUAUGCUAACCUAUUUUUAGGUUGCUGGAAGCAGUGUGUUGUCAAUGUUCUACCACAUAAUCAGUACCAACAAUGAAUUUUGAAAUGUUACCGGUAUAUAGAUGACAUACUGCUCCUGUGGACUGGAUCGAUUCCAUGUUUUGAUCAACUAGUGGAAUUUCUCAAUGACAACAACUUAAAUCUCAAACUGCCCAUUUAAUUAUUGAGGAAUCCAUGGUCCUCCUGUACCUGAAGAUAUCGCUACUGGAAGAUGGAACUAUACAUACUAAAUUACACAGAAGAUCUACAUCCACAAACAAUAUUUUACACUGGAAGAGUCACCAUCCAUUCCAUUUGAAAGCCUUAAUUCCAUAUGGCCAAUAUCUUCACGCAAGUAGGAAUUGUUCAGAAGAUGAAAAAUUCCUCCAAGAAUGCACAAUUCUAAGCUCUCAGUUUAGGGCUCUUGGAUUUCCCAAUAGAGUCCUAAAGCGAACAUACCAACAAACAAGCCUCAAAAAUAGAUCUGAAAGUUUGAGAGCUAAAAAAACAAAAAAUGAUCAACCACACACUAGAUGCAUAGCCACCUACAACACUGGAUGGACUAAGGUGUCAGAAAUCAUGAAAAAUAAUUGACCUAUGCUCAUGCAGAACCGCGAUCUACAACAAUGGUUGCCAAAAUAUCCAUCAUUGUCCGUACGCAAAGCAAAAAACUUGAAGGACCUAUUAGUACAUAGCCAUCUAGACUCAGAAGGAAAUUUUUUUUUUUUUACAUGGCAUAACAGCACAAAGGCCACAUAUAGAUGUUUCCACUGUAAGACCUGUCAACAUCUAAAACCAUCUACACUUAUUGUCCAAUUACUGGGUUAAAAAUACACAAAUCCCCCUAAUCAAUUGCAACACCAGUAAAUUGAUCUACUUGAUCACCUGCACCUGUGGCAAACCCUUCUGAUCUGAGUUUCCAAGCAAUAGAAAAAUUGCAACCAAACUCCAGAAAAGGGGAUUUCAAUCUAUACCUGCUUCAGAAAGAAGCACAAUGGAUUUUCAAGUUUAAAACUCUUGCUCCCCAGGGACUGAAUGACUUGUAAGACGUAUAUUGUAACCUUAUUGCAUCCAAGUAUAUAUAUUUUUUUAUAUUUUCAUUCUAUGGAUACCACAAUGACUACUAUUUGUCUGUCCCUUCAUCCAUAUUAUUGGACCUAAUACUAAUUAAUGACACUUCUGUUCUAUAGCAGUUUAGCAAAAUUGUCAUGAACCUACCUGUUUGAUUUCACUUGGCUAAGGCUUUGUGGACUGCUCUCAUUGGCUAAGAUGUUAUAUGGCUAACCCUCUGAGGGUAUUUGUUUUUCUAUGAAUAUCUUAAUAUCCUUUUUUUUGCUGCUGAGAGAGAGCAUAAUAUGAGCCUCUGUGUCCUUUAAUAAAAUCAUGAUUAUCUUUCCUUUUAUGGAGACAGAGCUCUACUGUGUUGAUAACGUUAGACCAGCACUUACACAUGUAUAAGUCUUACUAACCAAAUAGCACUACACAAUUAAUAGUAGUUUCUUAAUAUUUGUUAUCCCGUGCCGUCUUGAUCGGUACAAAAAAAUUAAUUCAUGACACUAAUCUUGCCAUUUUUUUGAUAACAUUCAUUGGACAAUCUGUAAGAAGGUAUGCCAAUUUUUCUUCUUGGAGCCUCAGAUUGGCUAGGAAAGCUGCCAGUCAUCAUGAGACACUCUGAUUGGCUGAAUCCAAUGAACCUAUCAGGUUUUUUUGCCCGGUAUAUAAUUCCUUCCUGAGAUUUUUCAUUUCCCCUUGAAGAGCCUGCUUGGUGAAACAUACGUCGGGGCUAGCUUAGGUGGUUAUCUCUUCAGCACCAUAUAUCGCUUAUGUGUUUGGGAAUCCCUCAAACAAACAAGUAUAGUCUGAUCCGUAAUGGGUUAUGACUCUGCAAUCAUGCAUAGCGGAUUUAACACUGAGCCGUAUUCUUAACCCCAGCUAGAUCUGUUAGCAGAAUAGUUAAUUAAUUUUGAAUGAUAAUAGGUGCCCUCAAAGGCACAGUGCAGUACAUUGAGACUAUGUUUGCAGGGUAUUUGAAAAUACUACUACUCUGUGUUCUCUGUGCUGAUGGUCUAUACCAGGGGUCCUCAAACUUUUUAAACAGGGGCCCAGUUCACUGUCCCUCAGACACUACUGGGGGCUGGACUAUAGUUUGAAAAAAAUAUGAACAAAUUCCUAUGUACACUGCACAUAUUUUAAUUGCAGUGCACAAAAAACAGGAAAAACAAUGCAAUAUUUAAAAUAAAGAACAAUUUUAGUCAACAUAAACGUAUAUUUCAAUGGGAAGUAUGGGCCUGCUUUUGGUCCAUGAGAUGGUCCAUAUCCGGUUCCAUAUUUGUCACUGCUAGUCGUAGCAAGUGAUGCAAGUGUUCAUCAGUUAGUCUGGAUCUGGUUGGAGAUUUCAGAUGUUUCAUUUGGGAAAAAGUCUGUUCAUAGACAGGUGCUGCCAAAGAUGGUUGCAAUUUUGAGUGCAUGGUUCCUGAGAUUAAGAGAUGUCUCAGAGGCUCAGAAAUUAGUAAGGCUGCUUGAUUUGAAUGCUUCUUUCAGAGAGUCACAAUUCUGUAGUUCAGCCAAUUCCAUUUGGUAAAUUGCAUCAACAAUUGAAAUGCCAACAGAAAAUGGGUUCCGUAAAAGCUGUAUGUCCUGUUCAUGGAGAUGAAGCUCUUUAAAUCUAAUUUGAAACUCCUUUUGCAACAUUUCUAGUACAUCCAUACAUGCUUUGGUUUUUCCUCCAACAGGUUUUGAUUGGGAGAUGGCAGAAGUUUUCCUCCUUCACUUGUUUAAAGGACCACUCUAGGCACCCAGACCACUUCAGCUUAAUGAAGUGGUCUGGGUGCCAGGUCCAGCUAGGGUUCAGAGAAACUGCUAUGUUUAUGAAUGGGUUAAGCCUUCCCCCUAUUCCUCUAGUGGCUGUCUCAUUGACAGCCGCUAGAGGCGCUUGCGUGCUUCUCACUGUGAUUUUCACAGUGAGAGCACGCAAGCAUCCAUAGGAAAGCAUUAUGAAUGCUUUCCUAUGUGACCGGCUGAAUGCGCGCGCAGCUCUUGCCGCGCGUGCACAUUCAGCCGACGGGGCGGAGAGGAGGCAGAGAGCUCCCCGCCCAGCGCUGGAAAAAGUAAGUUUUACCCCCUUUCCCCUUUCCAGAGCCGGGCGGGAGGGGGUCCCUGAGGGUGGGGGCACCCUCAGGGCACUAUAGUGCCAGGAAACAGAGUAUGUUUUCCUGACACUAUAGUGGUCCUUUAAUUAGGCGAUCUAAUUUUACUUGAAAUGCUUUCACAUGUGAAUACAUAUCACAGAUGAGCUUCCCCUUUCCUUGAAGUUGAACAUUACAACUGUUGAGUAGCUCUGUUACAUCUGUCAGAAAGGCAAGGUGCCAUUUCCAUUCUGCAUUUUUGAGCUCUGGUACUUCUUUUGUUUUUCGAAAGCAGAAAGCUGUGGAAGUAAGUCCUAAAAACGUUUCAAAACUCUCCCUCGACUCAGCCAACGGACUUCUGUGUGGUACAGAAUAUCUUCAUAGGCAACAUUUAGCUCAGACAGAAAUUCCUGAAACUGUCUGUGGUUUAGUGCAUGAGCUCUAAUGACGUUAACAGAAGAUACCACAAUUUUCAUGACAGUCCAACUUCAAUGAUUUACAACACAGUGCUUGUUGGUGGAUGAGGCAGUGUUUGGCUAUUGGAUGUUAAUGGUUGUGUUUGUCCAUCUCUUUAAUACGUGCAACCACUCCUUUCAUAGACCCCACCAUGCUAGGAGCACCAUCAGUUGUCACACUUGCUAGUUUAGCCCAGUCCAGCUCCAAAUCAUUCAUAGUUUGGCAAACUUUUUCAUAGAUAUCCUCUCCUGUUGUUGUUCCUUUGAUGCUUUUCAGUGCAGCAAGCUCCUCUGCGACUUUGAAAUAAUAAAUUUUGUCCCACAAAUGAAAAUAAAGGAAUGGAACAUAUCGGCUAUGAAGAAAGGUUAACAAAUUUAAACCUAUUUAGUUUAGAAAAACGUCACCUGAGAGGGGAUAUGAUAACAUUAUACAAAUAUAUUCAGGGCCAAUACAAACCAUUGUGUGGAAAUCUAUUCACAAACCGGACUUUACAUAGGACACGAGGCCAUGCGUUUAGACUGGAAGAAAGAAGAUUUCGUCUAAGGCAAAGGAAAGGUUUUUUUACUGUAAGAACAAUCAGGAUGUGGAAUUCUCUGCCUGAAGAAGUGGUUUUAUCAGAGUCCAUACAGAUGUUCAAACAGCUACUAGAUGCAUACUUGCAAAAACAGAAUAUUCAAGGAUAUAAUCUUUCAAUGUAGGGUAAUAACUGCUUGAUCCAAGGAUAAAUCUGACUGCCAUUCUGGGGUCAAGAAGGAAUUUUUUUCCUAGCUUGUUGCAAAAUUAUGCUUCAGUUUUUUUGUAUAAUUUUGCCUUCUUUUGGAUCAACAGCAAAAAACAAAUGUGAGGUAGGCUGAACUUGAUGGACGCAAGUCUCUUUUCAGCUAUGUAACUAUGAGCAUCAUUGCUUUCGUCGAGUGCCAAAAAAUAGCAAAGUGGUUUUUUUUGUUUUGUUUUUUUGUUUUUUUGAGGAGUUUUGCAGAUACAAAUUUGCACCCAUUUCUUCAAUCCUUUGUGUAAUUGUAGGUCCUGAAAGACUCACUGUACUAAAUAAAUCAGCCUUCUCUGGACACAUCUCUUUGGCAACAGAAAUAAGGCAUUCUUUAAUGAAUUCUCCCUCUACGAAUGGUCUGCCAGUGCACGCUAUGAGCUUGGCAACUUGAAAACUUGCUCGCAAUGAUAUAUUUAGCUGCUUUUGCUUCACCAAAGUAUUUUGCCGAGUUGUCAAUCCAUUUUUUAGUUUUAAUAUUUUAUCUUUUCUCACUUGUCCGACCAAACAAUAAUUUAUCUUUAUGUAGUGUCGACGCAAAUUGUAUUCCUUGAACACAGACACUAAAUUCUGGCAUAUCAGACAAACCGCUCUUUUUGUUCUGCGUUAAAAAGUAAUCGUAAGCCCACAGUUCUUUGAAUACUCUGUAUUUAGUAAAAUACCAAUAAAUACAGAGCUUAAACUAAAAUAAAAAUAUCAGCGCUCAGCAAUAGUGCAAAUGGUCGGCGUUCAGCAGUAACUCAAAUGGUCAGUGCUCAGCAGUAACGCAAAAGCUCACACUCACUCACUCACUCACUCACACACACACACACACACACACACACACACACGCUCACUCACACACACAAGCUUAUUCACUAGCAGAUCAACUUGAAUAUAUAGAACCCUCCCAAUAGAAGAUGCCCUAAGUGAGUGUAUCUCUGACGAGAUGGUGAUUGCCAUACAUGUGUAAUAACCCCCCAUUUCUUCCCAAUUGGACCCAUAUUAUUUUAAUGGUAUUAGCUUGGUGACCCAUUUUUUAAUUAUGUUUAGCAGCUCAUUUUUUAAGGAUAAUUCCCAUUUUGUUUCUGUUGCCUUGGGAGAUUAGUGCUGCAACGUUAAACAACUUAUUUUCUAUUCUAAAGAUCAGUACUCAUUUUGUAAUUGUUCUCUGUUUAAAGGAUGUUAAAAGUGCAUGGUUUUUAAUAUCGCAAAGGUCUGAUGUGCUUUUUUUUUUUUUUUUUAAAUAAGGGCAUGUAGGCAACAUAUUAAAAUGAAGAUAAGUUACCUGCGCUAUUCCCAAAUCCCUAUAUAUAUUUAAACAAAUGGAGGUUAUUUAGUUACUCCAGCGGCCAUGAAAUGGAAUGCCCGCCUGCCACGUUACAAUGCUUCUGCCCAUCCCAUGUGUUCCCUAUUAAGGGGUGUGUAUAUAUAAAUAUAGCCCUCUCUGUCUCAUUAGAGAUAUCUUUGCCAAAAUCUUAAGGAAGUAAGGUAAAUGGUUAGUGUAGGGACCCACCUAAGAGGUUUGCCUUGAUGUGGCAGGUGGGCAUUCCCUCUAAUGGCCAUUGCAGUAACUAAAUAACCCCUAUUUGUUUAAAUAUACAUAGGGAUUUGGGAAGACGGCAGGUCACUUUUUUUUCCCUUUGGUUUUUAAUGUAUGUUUUGGGGCUGAUGUGUACUAUGGUCGUUGCUGCCGCCCAAGAGUAGUGGGAGUUUGAGCGCAGGACUUGUUUUUAUUUUUUGUAAACAUAUUAAAAUGAGUUUCUUUCAGUACAUAUCUGAAUACUGUUUCUCUUCUUGCAGGACAAAGAAACAAAAACAGGAACCUGUGGAUACUGUGGACUACAGUUUAAACAGAAGCAUCAUCACUAAUAUGUCCAUAAUCUCUUUUGUUUAAUCCCUCUCCAAUAAAUAUAUAUUACUGAACAGAACAGGUCCUCUGGCCUUACUGGUUUGCACAACCGAUGUGUCUUGUUUUGUCAUUUUCAUUUUUUAUUAUUUUUUACAAUAGUAAGC